GAACGAGUUCCCUCUCAAGUCAUCUGAAACACGUUCAAGUUAGCGCUCGGCAGAAAGAUCCGUAGCCUUUUUUUAGCUCGGAGAUGUAGUCCAAAAACGUCAACCAUGGCCUAUGUCCAGAUUGAUUUUGAAGAUCUCGAAUUCUUCGAGAAAUGCGGUGGAGGUGCGUUUGGCUCUGUCUAUAGAGCGAGGUGGAAAUCGCAAGAUAAAGAGGUAGCGGUGAAGAAAAUCUUGAGUCUAGGAAAAGAGGCCAGUAUUCUGAGCAUGCUCAGUCACAAGCAUAUCAUCAAGUUUUAUGGAGCAGUAAAUUCUCAGCCCAACUUUUGCCUUGUGACAGAAUAUGCUGCCAGUGGAUGUUUGUAUGAUCAUCUUGCAAACAAUAAGCUUAAUUUUGACCAGAUUCUACAAUGGUCCACUGAGAUUGCUCUUGGUAUCAAUUACCUCCACAAUGAAGCCCCAGUGAAGGUGAUUCACAGAGAUCUGAAGUCAAAAAAUGUGGUGAUUUGCUCUGACUUGACAGUCAAAAUCUGUGAUUUUGGCACUUCAAGAUUCCUUAAUAACACAACUAAAAUGUCUCUGGUGGGGACAUACCCAUGGAUGGCUCCAGAGGUUAUUCAAAGCCUGCCAAUAUCAGAAGCCUCUGAUACAUUUUCUUAUGCUGUGGUGCUGUGGGAAAUGCUUACCCAAGAGGUACCAUUUAAAGGACUUCUUGGUGUCCAAGUAGCAUGGGUGGUUGUGCAAGAGGAAGAGAGGUUGACCAUUCCAAGCAGCUGCCCAGAAAAGUUUGCAAAGCUGAUGAAAAAGUGUUGGUUGACGGAACCAAAGGAACGUCCAAAUUUUAAUGAGAUUCUGUCAGAACUCAAAUCCAUGAGUGGAGAUGCUUCUCUACAACAGGAAACUGACUCCUUCAUUGAACAGAAAAAGAAUUGGAGUAAUGAAAUAGAUGCUACGUUGAGUAGGCUCAAGAGGUUAGAGAGAGAUUUAACAAAUAAGGAGAAAGAACUGCGUGAGAGAGAAGUACGUGUACAACAAAAAGAAAAGAAAAUUAAUGAGCUGCAGUCUAUUUCUAAGGUUCUGGACAAACAUGAUGUUAAUGCCUGGACAGAGAAUGAUGUGUGUUUAUGGCUGCAGCAAGUUGCACAGAACAGCUCAUUGUGCUCACAGACGAGCAGUUGGUAACUCUUGGAAUUGAAUCCUUUGGUCACAGGAUUGAGUUGAUGGAGCAAAUUGUUCAUUUGAGGUCUGAGAGCGAGUCGAUGAUGCACUUUCCUCCUCUUCGACCCAUGGAUGAUGUUACAACAAAUGGCUAUGCAAGCAGUCAACCCCAGCAGCAAACUCUCAUUCUCUUAUUCGGUAAUCAUUGUAGAAUGGAAAAAUCCUCACAGGAGCACAAAUGGAAGAUGUUCGUGGAAGUUGAUGGAGACGAGACAGCUCUCCUUCUGGUGAAGAAUGUCACCUUUUUUGUCAAACACACAAGUGAGAUCAAAACACUGAGCCAGCCGCCUUACGUUAUGAGCAGCUGGCAGACCAGCACUCCCGGUGCGGCACCGGUCGUGGAAUGCACGGUGAAUUAUGAGAAUAAUGUCAAAAAGCCCAGAAGUACCAAGCAUGUGCACACAGUCCUACUUCAGGAGAGCGGCUCGACGAUUACAAAAACUGUUCAUUUAACGCUGAAGCAGUCAACGGGAUCCAGUGCAAGAGGGAACAGCCGCCUGGACGGGUCUUCAUCUCAAUCCCCUACCCCACCCGGAUCUCCUUGUGUAACCAAGGCUUCAGGUUCAAGGCGGUCGUCCUUCUCCAAUCCCCCUCCUCCCCUUUUAAACGCGGUUCGUAGUAAGCAAGAGCCAUUUCCAGUGACGUGGGCACAGAAAGUGGCGUUUAGUGGCCCUUCAACACCUGUAAAAAGAACACCCACAAGGGUGGUCCCAUCUGCUACAACACCGACAACAAAAAGUCCUACAAAUAUUUCUCCUUGGAGUGCCUCCGCCAGCUCUAAAUCUUUUAAAGGAUACCCCUCCAACUGGGACGCAAGUUGGAUAUCAGAUGGAAACCCUAAGCCACGCUCCUCUUCCUCUCCCUCGGACCUUACCCGGGGAUCUAAACAACAAUCCAGUCAGCAGUAUCAAUCGUCUAGGGGCAGAAGAGGAGGGGGCAGAGGUGCAAGGGGAGGUGGCCACAGGGACCAGAGCUACCAGCGAAGUGUUAGCGAUUCAAAGUAUGCGGGUAGAAGUUCAUAUGUUCGGGACGAUAGAGCGAUAAAGGAACGCUUGGUUGCUACUGAAGGUGCCAUUCGGACUCCGCCGAGGAAAAGUAGUGAGGUUGCAAGACUCAACCCACAACAGGAGGAGACUAGGGCACAUAAUGACAGAGGGACGACAAGUGAAAUGAACACUUCUGGUAGUACCUCACCUUCAUCCGGUGUAACCGAUCGGGACAACACACAGGGUAACGGCACGAGUUCGGAAUGGUGUACUGUUUCACACAGGAAGACACAUCGGGAGGGAACUGGAACCACAAACUCGCAAAGUAACGGUCGUAGAACGUUUGAUAAGCGGUCAGUUGACGAGGGGAGAGGAAAUAGACGAGGGGGUCAUCAAGGUAGAGGAAACCGGGGUCGAGGCGACCGGAGCAGGGGAACUGGAGGCCCUAGGGGACGUGGGCGAGGAGGACGGGGAUCGAUGUAGACAAAGAAUAUUUUUUACCGCGCGUUAUUUAGGGAUUAUAGAGUGAUGUUGAAUAAUUUUUACCUAACGGCUUUUCGAACGCAAGCAGAAGGAAAUUGUUCGCUUCUGUUUAAUUCUUAGUGGUCUAUUAACGUUCUUAUAUUCAUAUUGAUAAAGUUAUAUUUUCGUUUCUA
Pocillopora damicornis (cauliflower coral) is the source of this 2857-nucleotide messenger RNA. RefSeq names its product mitogen-activated protein kinase kinase kinase 20. Lineage: Eukaryota; Metazoa; Cnidaria; Anthozoa; Scleractinia; Pocilloporidae. The record is from RefSeq and is a predicted model, not a curated record. Gene Ontology annotation, biological process: protein phosphorylation. Gene Ontology annotation, molecular function: protein serine/threonine kinase activity; protein binding; ATP binding. Gene Ontology annotation, cellular component: cytoplasm.